CCCGAAUCCUUUUUUUUCCACCCGCUCCGAUUUCGCGGCGCACGGACGCGGACGCACGGAUCUUCCACGGGUUCGCGCGCCAUGGGGGAGCCGCGCGCCCGCCGAGCCCGCGAUGAGAAGCUCACCCAGCCAAAGGAAGAUGAAAUCGAGAACCUGCUCGCGCGAGCAGAGGAUGUGACGCAGGACUUCGACCUCCAGGACUACGUCCGGCCGGGCAUCACUGAGGCCGAGAUCCGGGCGAUGAAAUCUUCCUUCGACCUCAUCGAUGCGGACGGCAAAGGCAAAGUCAACUUGGAGGACGCCAUCGACAGCCUAGAAAACCUGGGCUGGGACAGGCUCGAGCAAGAGCCUUUGAUGGUGGCCCUCCGCAGCUGCAAGCGCAAGGGCCAAAAAAUGGACUUCGCAGGCUUUAUGGACGCCAUCUCGCCCCUGCUCUGCGCGACGGAGCCCACGCAGGAGAGCGUAAGGAGAGCCUGGCGGCUGCUGGAUGAGAACCGCAAGGGCCACAUCGACAUCGAGGACCUGACCCGUGCCGUGCGCGGCUUCGGCCUGGAGCUCUCGGUGGAAGAGCUCCGCGACAUGGUCAGCUACUGCGACAGGAACGGCAGCGGCGAGAUCACCUUCGACGAGUUCUAUCAGAUGCUAUCCCGCCACUGACGGGCUCGAAUCGGGC
Molecule: messenger RNA, 673 nt
Organism: Effrenium voratum
Lineage: Eukaryota; Dinophyceae; Suessiales; Symbiodiniaceae
Source: the annotation of a GenBank genome assembly